AUGAAAAGCUGCGCUAAGCGAGAGGUGGACAAGAAGACUUUCAUGGAACAGGUGCGUGAUAGCAAGGAGAAUGGCUACCUCCUCUCCUCCAGGAAGAUUGGCUCUGGGGCCUUCUCCAAAGUCUACCUGGGCUACGCCACCCAAGAGAAGCUAAGACAGAACUACAAGCUGGCCUCAGACCUUCGGAGCAAGCGGCAUUCCAUGGUGGCCAUAAAGAUCAUAUCCACAGCCAAAGCCCCCUUGGAAUAUUCCAGAAAAUUCCUCCCGAGAGAAAUCUACUCCCUUAAUGCAACCUACAAGCACAUCAAUGUGAUCCAGCUCUAUGAGAUGUACAGGAACAACAGGCGCACCUACCUCGUGCUGGAGCUGGCCUCCCGCGGCGACCUGCUGGAGCACAUCAACGCCACCUCCGACCGCAGGGAGUGCCCCGGGCUGGAGGAGGAGGAGGCCCGAAGGCUGUUCCGGCAGAUCGUCAGUGCUGUGGCACACUGCCACAACGUGGGCAUCGUGCACAGAGACCUGAAAUGUGAGAAUAUCCUGCUGGAUGAGCGAGGCUUCAUUAAGCUGACAGAUUUUGGGUUUGCCAACUGCUACUCCUUGAAGAAUUCCCUGAUGAGCACGUUCUGCGGCUCUGUGGCCUACACGGCCCCCGAAAUCCUCAUGAGCAAGAAGUACAACGGCGAGCUGGCUGACCUGUGGAGCCUCGGUGUGAUCCUGUACGCCAUGGUGACCGGGAAGCUGCCCUUCAAAGAGCGCCAGCCUCACAAGAUGAUCCAAAUGAUAAAACAGGGCCUCUCCUUCCGGCAGCCCAUCUCCCCAGAGUGCCAGAACCUGAUCCAAGGCCUGCUGCAGCUGAAGCCUGGGGCCCGGCUAGGCUUGCAGCAGGUGGCCACGCACUGCUGGAUGCUGCCUGCCACCUCGGCCAUCUUCCACCAGGCGCUGAACGCCACGGGCAGGCCCCCGGAGCUCAGCCCAGCCCUGGAGAAGCCGUCCGCCCAAGGCGAGAGUGGAGGCUCCGUCUCUUUGCUGCCAGACCUGGAGAGCUCGGCCAAGCCUCCCGAGGGAGCUGGCAAGGGACCCAAAGCCGCCGCAGGCCCUCGCGCCUCCUCUGCAAAGGACGCCUUCCCCGGCCGAGCCGAAAUGGAAGCCAAGGCCCCCGAGCUGAUCUCUGCUGGCUGCCUCCUUCAGCUGCCAUCACCGUGCCAGGCUGAGCGCCCCCCCCAAUUCUCCCUGUACCGGCCCUGCCUGCUCUCCGGCCUCCGGCCCUUCCACCACCUCCCCAACUUCCGCAAGCCCGGCUCGGCCACCUCAGCCAGCGCCUACAUGGCCAGCCAGCGGCUGGGCGAGAAGAGCCCCGCUGUGGCUGAAGCACUGGGCAGCGGCUCCUCCAAGCCGGUCAUCUCCCUCCACUCCACGUCCAUGAUCCGGAAGCCCCCGCCGGAGCCCAUCACAAACUAG
This is a messenger RNA of Chelonoidis abingdonii (Abingdon island giant tortoise), 1458 nucleotides long. RefSeq names its product testis-specific serine/threonine-protein kinase 5-like. Gene Ontology annotation, molecular function: ATP binding; tau-protein kinase activity. Lineage: Eukaryota; Metazoa; Chordata; Testudines; Testudinidae. Gene Ontology annotation, biological process: intracellular signal transduction; microtubule cytoskeleton organization; protein phosphorylation. The record is from RefSeq and is a predicted model, not a curated record. Gene Ontology annotation, cellular component: cytoplasm.